UGCUUUAUUUUAGACCUUCAGUGAGGGGUGGGUCAUUUUUGACCCAGAGGACAAGAAUGUUAAGACAACAGGAGGGUUAAGGUAUUGUUUUCCUACAUUUUUCAGACAAACUCAGACAAACCUAACCCUACUCAUCUACACUGACCCCUAACAAAUGUACCAACAACUGACUGGGAUUCAAACAGUCUUUGGUGUAAAAAAAAGGAAAAUGCAGAAUUAGUGAGAAAGGUCUAAGCCAACACCACACCUUGGUUUAGUGUCUGUUGAAGGCUGAUUUCACCUCCUUCGAGGAUGUAGCUUUAAAAUUACCUAACAGUAACCUGUUAAUCUAUAGCUAGUUCAGUUAGAGCAUGUGUAUAACUGCCUGGUACUUUGAAUGUUUCUGAGCAAGACGUAGCAGCUCUGAAACAAUGGAGAGCGACAAACAGAUAUUCAGUCUGAGGAGGGAAGUGGGGCUUGUAGGAGCUGUGUCAUUCAUCGCUGGAACCAUGAUCGGAUCUGGGAUAUUCAUAUCUCCCCAGUAUGUGCUGUCUGCUAUCGGGAGCCCUGGAGCCAGCCUUGUUGUAUGGGCUUGCUGUGGGGUGAUAGCCAUGCUGGGGGGGCUCUGCUAUGCUGAACUGGGCACAGUCAUCCCAGAGUCUGGAGGAGAGUUUAUCUACAUUCUGCGGACGGCCGGGAAAGUGGUGGCCUACAUGUAUGUCUUCACCUAUGUCAUCGUCAUGAGGCCUGCCAGCGCCACAGGAAUUGCUCUGAGCGUUGCUGAAUAUGUGGUGGCCCCCUUUUACGGCGGCUGCACCCCUCCACAGCUGUUGGUGAAGUGCGUGGCUGCAGGUGGCAUCAUGGUGGUGGCUACAGUCAACUGUCUGAGCGUCCGCUCAGCCACCGCCAUCCAGGUGGUGACCAUGGCAGUCAAAGUGGUGGCACUGACAGGGAUCGUGCUGCACGGCGUUGUGAUGCUGUUCCAGGGACGCACUGAGAAUUUCGAUAAGUCUUUUGAGGGAACAAAUGUUGGUGUCAGCUCAACUGGAAUUGCUUUCUAUCAGGGCUUGUGGUCCUUUGAUGGCUGGAACACUUUGAAUUAUUUAACUGAAGAGCUGAAACAACCAGAAGUAAGAGUUUCAGUUUUUAUCAAUGAGCGAAGAUGCAAAUACAACCAUGCUUUUAGAAAAUAUUAAAAAAGUGGAAACAGACAACUUUCCCCCUCCUGUAGCAUUUCCAAUUGGUCUUAUUGUUGGUACUGCUGUCACGAAGGCAACCUGGUCGCUUUUUGAACAGCAGCUACCCACAGCAUGGGACAAAACAUGAGUUUAUUCAUUAAUUUGGUCUAUCAUGGUUUAUAAAGCAGAUCGAAAGGAUUCCAGGCUGCCAUGGGUUGGUUCUCCAGUCACGCUUCACACAGUAGAAAUUGGGCCUGAUGGAAGACAACCUUGGUUUCAUAGGGAACCAGUCUUAUCACCAUUGGUGUCUAUUGCCUGUUUAAAUUGAGGGAUUAUUACUUUCUAUUUUUACUUGCUCAGUCAUAUGUGUAUAUAUACUUCUUUAUUCUGAUAUGAAUAAUCAAGUUCAGCACAAAUUCAGUCAUUUAUUUAUUGAUAUUGUUAUAUGUGCUCAUAGAGAAUAACUCAAGGCCGUGAAAUAUCAGCGCCUGAGGAAAGUGGUCAUUAAUGGUCCGAUCAAGGGAUGCGCCAAAGCGAUGUGUAUAGUAUCAGUAUAGGCCCCAUGUUAGUCAAAAUCACUGGAUCGGAUAAAUGAGAAGGAAAUAUAUAUAAUCCAAUUUAUUAGCCUAAACUAGCCUAAACAGCUGAGUGCAAUUUAUUUAAUGCAAGUGUUUCAAGGGGUGGUAGCACUGCGGUACACCAUGAACUUGAUCAACCCUUGCCAUUGGAAGGAGUUCUGGGAAUUGAUUUACAGGUGACGAGUGCCAAGAAAAAAAAAGUGCAGUGCAGCAACCAACCUGAGAGAAAGAUGUUUUUAAAAGUCACAGUGUUCAGCUCUCAGUACUUUUGUAGCUUCUAACUGAAUCUCUUUCAAAUCAUCUGCUGUGUUUUACUGUUUCAUCAUGUUUGCUUUCAGCUGUUUCAGGAGUCAUGUUCAUUUACUGUUGGUGAGAACACGAUUCCUGUAAUGCUGCUUCAUAAUGAAAGCUUUUAAAUGACUAGAUAACAGGGGGCUUUUACUGUGAAGAAAUUCUAGAAAAUUAAACAUGUUUGAUACUGAAUUAGCGGAGCCACUUUGGUUGAGUUGACUGAUCAAACCGAGUUGAGCCAGGCCAGCAGGACGUAAUGGAAAAAUGGCAAAAGUGUGCGAGUUCAUUGUGGAAUAUUUGAAAAAUGAUGAUAAUGUCUGGAGCUCAGAAGUGUGUCCAGUUUCACUGUUUAGUCUUUUGUCAUUGGGAUAUGGGCUACACUGACAGCUGAGUUACAUCCUGUAUCAUAAUUACUCAGAAUUACAGUCUGGUUUCACUUUGAAAUAUAUUUUGAAUGUUUGAAAAAUGCUCAAGUUCUGUGUGCAAAGAAGUCAAAAUAACAAGGGGCAGCACAAAACUGAGUCAUGAUGUAGUGCGUGUAUUUCCUCCUUUAGAGAAGUAGAAUAUUUGUUCCACAGUUUAAGCAUGUUUUUUAAAUGACUAGGUUAAGUAAAGUGCCUUGAUACACAUGUAUUAUCUAUAGCGCUGUUGUUUAAGACGGGGGAA
Molecule: messenger RNA, 2692 nt
Organism: Acanthopagrus latus (yellowfin seabream)
Lineage: Eukaryota; Metazoa; Chordata; Actinopteri; Spariformes; Sparidae
Product: b(0,+)-type amino acid transporter 1-like
Exons: 1
Coding region: 411-1175 (254 amino acids)
Biological process (GO): amino acid transmembrane transport
Cellular component (GO): membrane
Molecular function (GO): L-amino acid transmembrane transporter activity
Source: RefSeq, a predicted model, not a curated record